Messenger RNA from Carlito syrichta (Philippine tarsier), 744 nucleotides. Its product is annotated as olfactory receptor 5K4. The transcript has a single exon. Gene Ontology annotation, molecular function: odorant binding; olfactory receptor activity; G protein-coupled receptor activity. Gene Ontology annotation, biological process: sensory perception of smell; G protein-coupled receptor signaling pathway. Bases 1 to 744 code for a protein of 247 amino acids. The record is from RefSeq and is a predicted model, not a curated record. Gene Ontology annotation, cellular component: membrane. Lineage: Eukaryota; Metazoa; Chordata; Mammalia; Primates; Tarsiidae.
AUGGUGUUCUUUGCCAUCUUUCUCAUCACCAUGGCGGGGAAUCUUGGCUUGGUGGCAUUAAUUUAUACCGAGCAUCGUCUUCUGGCUCUGAUGGAUUCCUUCUGCUCUUGUGCCAUUACCCCCAAGAUGUUAGAGAACAUUUUUUCUGAAUACAAAAGGAUUUCUCUCUAUGAAUGCAUGGCACAAUUUUAUUUUCUCUGUCUUGCUGAAACUGCAGACUGCUUUCUCCUGGCUGCCAUGGCCUAUGACCGCUAUGUGGCCAUAUGCAGCCCACUGCAAUACCACACCAUUAUGUCCAAGAAGCUCUGCAUUCAGAUAACCACAGGGGCUUUCAUAGUUAGUAACCUGCAUUCCAUGAUUCAUGUAGGGCUUCUUUUAAGAUUAACAUUCUGCAAGUCUAAUAAAAUUGACCACUUUUUUUGUGAUAUUCUUCCACUGUAUAGACUGUCCUGUACUGAUCCUUAUGUCAAUGAACUUAUGAUUUAUGUUGCUUCAAUGCCAAUUCAAAUCUUUACCAUUGCCACUGUCUUGAUCUCUUAUCUCUGCAUACUUUUCACUAUUUUCAAAAUGAAAUCCAAGGAGGGGAGAGGCAAAGCAUUUUCUACUUGCGCAUUCCACUUUCUCUCAGUCUCAAUAUUCUACACUUGUCUUCUCAUGUAUAUUCGAUCAUUUGAAGAAGGCGAUAAAGAUAUACCAGUGGCAAUAUUUUAUACAAUAGUAAUUACUGAACCCUUUAAUUUAUAG